Molecule: messenger RNA, 1425 nt
Organism: Symbiodinium sp. CCMP2456
Lineage: Eukaryota; Dinophyceae; Suessiales; Symbiodiniaceae
Source: the annotation of a GenBank genome assembly
AUGGCCAUGGCCAAGCUCUCGGAGGAGGAGCGGCAGAUGGUCCGAGAGCUCGGCUGGCCUGUGGAGUUGCUGGAAGAUCCACGGAAGCAGCCUCGACUCAUAGAUAGCCCGGAGGAGUUUGCACGAGCUCUGCUCCUCGAGGAUCACCUGGAGGACAUCGUCAUUCUACAAGAUGGCCUGAAGAGGGCCGGGCUGGCAGAGAGUGAGGCCUUGCCGCCUUGGCUCUCCAAAGCGCUUGAUAGCGCAGACGGUUCAGUUUUGCAAUGCCUGCGCCAGCUGGAGCCCGCCGAGCUGGCAGCCCACAAGGCGGCUUUGGAAUUUCCGGAUGACCGGGGCGUGCAGCGCGAGGCUUUGCCGCGCCCGUAUCCGUUCUGCCUAUGGGACGACGACACUGGUGCUACGAAACUACCCGAAGCCAGCGCACUUCCAGAGGCCUGGCGGGAUCUUUCGCAGCGCCUUGUCGCCGCAGAGGCUUUGAAAGCCAAAGGUGAGCUGGAUGAGUCUCACUUGUACGUUUGUGAGCUGCGGCGCUUGCGAAAGCGUACAGCCAACGAUGCUGCAGCUGGCUGCGGAUGCAAAGAGCCAACGAAGAGCUUGUCCCAGCGUCAUGCGCGCGACUGGUUCGGAGAGCUCUCUCGUUGGACGCUCUACUGGAACUGUUAUGACGAUGGAAUCUUCAUUGGAGGCCGCGGAAGUGGCAAGGGGUUGCACGUGGAUCAGGUCCUGUGGAGCAACAUUGGCAAGCAGUGGAGGGGCUACAAGCUGAUGGUUACUUGGCCAGCAGGUGUCGAAUCCACCCACUACGUGAGGGAGUUGUCCGACGCCCACUUCCGUCCUCCCCUGGGGGAACCUCAGCUGAGAGCGUUGAGGUCGGCUUCACGGAUUGCACUCCUUCGCCCGGGCGAUCUCUUCAUUUGCAGUGGUGGCGUCGCCCAUGCCACCCUUAGCGCAUCGGAGGACGUGAGCGUCACGGGCUACGAGUCACUGGUCUCCUUGCAUCCAAGGCUAGUGGCGCACCUCUUGGAGACUGGGUCAGUCUCGGGGCCAUGCGCGCUGGACAAAGGAGUCAUGGAAGGCGAGGAGCUUCGAGAGCUCCGGGUUUCGCUGUUGCAGCGGCUAAUGGCACUACUGAAGGAGCAGACAGCAUCUAAGCCCAUCUCAGAGAUCGAGUCUGCAGCUCCCUUCGGUGUGCCGUUGUCGCUUCCGUGCAUGGCACUGCGGCAGCAGCUGGCCAGCGCAGCCUCACAGGUGGCAGCAGAUCCCAACUUUGCAGUGCUUGCUGGAGGAGCCGGUGUCUGUCGCUUACUGGCCGGAAGCGCCUGCCUCAAUCGGGGCAAGGAGCUUGGCCAACUAGAGACGCCGUGCAAGCGUCUCCGCCGUGAUGGGCCAGAGAAGACAGAUAUGGACUUGCGAACGCACGCUUAG